AAAGACUCUGCAUAGCGGAAAAUGACGCGUUUCCGAUUGACAGACGCUAAAUUGUGUUGCUGUGGAGAUGGAAAAAGAAACAGGUGAAACAGGAGGAAGCAAGCUGUGCAGACUAAUGCCGUACCGUUCGUAACUCAGUAAAUUGGGUUAUUGGUUUACUUUAACACAGCUCCUGUUCUGUCUUCAAAAUAAUACAUUUUCCAAAAACUAAGAAAAAGCUGCAGCUAUGAUGUCCACAAGAACAAGGGCUGGAGCUCACUGAGGCCUUUGAGGGGCGAUUUCUUUCUUUCCCAGCUGCAUUUGUUGACACAGUUAAUCCUAAAAACAGUUUGUUUUUUUCUCCAUCCACCACCCUCUUCUUUCGCCCCCUCCCUGGCCAUAAAGCAUCUACAGCUGGGGUAUGAGUGUUCAGGUGCCUAAACAAGGUUCUGACAAAAAUGCAAGGAAACAGUCUGUGCCAGCCAACCAAAAUAAGCAAGGACCUGGUAAGAAGGCAGUACCUCUGAAGACGACUGAAGAUAAGACGGGACAAAGUGGUAGUCGUCGUAGCAGACAUGUACCUGAACAAAUAAAGCCAUCAGAAGCAUCCUUGGCCAAGAAACUCGGCCAGCUGGCAGUUAGUGAACAGCGUCCCAUGGACUCAAGGAGAGGAAGCACACCAACGGGCAGAACUGUUUCCCAAGCUAAAACCACACCAAGUUCCAACCCCCCCAGAGGACACAGUCCUCUAACAAGCCUGAGGGACAUUGCUGGCCUGAUACAGCAGAAAUGCUGCAAAAAUAUUAUAGUUGUGGCUGGGGCUGGAAUUAGCACUGCCAGUGGCAUCCCAGACUUCAGAACCCCAGGGACUGGGCUGUAUGCUAACUUGCAGAAGUAUAACAUCCCCUAUCCAGAGGCCAUUUUUGACAUCGACUACUUCACCUGUAACCCCAAGGCUUUCUUCUCUCUUGCCAUGGAGCUCUAUCCUGGGAACUACCAGCCCAACUACAUUCACCACUUUGUGAGGAUGUUGCAUGAAAAGGGGCUGCUGCUGAGAAUGUACACCCAGAAUAUUGAUGGUUUGGAAAGAAUGGCUGGAAUCCCAGCAGAGAAACUGGUAGAGGCUCACGGCACAUUCUCAACCGCAUCCUGCCACUUGUGUUACACCUCAUUUCCACCAAAGGAAGCAGAGACUAUUAUAAUGAGUGGUAAGAUCCCAAGAUGUAAAAUCUGUCAAGGAAUAGUAAAACCGGAUAUUGUGUUUUUUGGAGAGGACCUUCCAAAAAGUUUCUUUUUGCACUCCAAAGAUUUUCCAAAGGCUGAUUUGCUCAUUGUAAUGGGAACGUCUCUGCAGAUUGAACCUUUUGCCAGCAUUGUGAAUUCGGUGCGGCCCAUUGCAGCUCGUCUGCUGCUAAACCGAGAUCUUGUUGGUCCCUUCAAAAGAAUUCCUUUAAAGAGCACUGAUGUGGUUAAACUCGGGGAUCUGGUGGACAGUGUGAAGAAGUUUGCCCACAUUCUGGGAUGGCAGGAAGAAAUCAAUGAACUGAUCAAGCAGCAUGACAAUCCGGUGGAAACUGUGACAGAGGUUUCUCCAACUGUAGUAAAAGGUGAAGUGAAACAGAGGGGCCCGAGAGGUGGAAAUGUGAAGAUCCUUAACUCCCCAGGAAGAAGGAGGUCAACUAAGGCUCCUCAGAAAACCAAUGCUGCGGACACUGAUAGCAGUAGUGGGGAUAGCAAUGUAUCUGAAUCAGAAACUGACAGUACGGCUUCUUCAGAGCACAGUAACUAAUCUAGUAUGGGAAUCCUUUUUAAAGGUUUCCAUAAACUGUAUGUAGGCUGUUUAAGUUUCAGAAAUUAAAUACCAACUGGCUUGGGCUGCUUAUGUUAAAAAAUGUGAGCUUGUGCUUGUUGGAACCUUUUUAUUUUAAAAUACUUUAUAUUCAUGCUACCUCUGUUGUCAACCCUUGUUGCCCUGCAGUUGUGUACUUUUUUUAGGUGUAAUGUUUGUCUUAUUAAUAAAUAUAUUUUUUUAAA
Molecule: messenger RNA, 2013 nt
Organism: Acipenser ruthenus (sterlet)
Lineage: Eukaryota; Metazoa; Chordata; Actinopteri; Acipenseriformes; Acipenseridae
Exons: 9
Coding region: 401-1768 (455 amino acids)
Molecular function (GO): NAD+ binding
Source: RefSeq, a predicted model, not a curated record